Molecule: messenger RNA, 447 nt
Organism: Microstroma glucosiphilum
Lineage: Eukaryota; Fungi; Basidiomycota; Exobasidiomycetes; Microstromatales; Microstromataceae
Product: SET domain-containing protein
Exons: 2
Molecular function (GO): protein binding
Source: RefSeq, a predicted model, not a curated record
AUGUGCAUCUUUGAAUGCACAAAAGCUUGUGGCUGCAGUGAUGAUUGUCCCAACAGAGUUGUGCAAAAAGGAAGGACUGUCCCCCUCGAAGUCUUCAAGACGAAAAUGUGCGGUUGGGGAUUGAGGACAAGAAAGGCACUCAAGGCUGGAACUUUCAUUACUACCUAUGCAGGAGAGCUGAUCACAGAGGCAGAGACGGAGAAGCGCGCAAAGGUUUACGAACGACACCUUGAGACAUCGUACAUCUACGACAUUGAGCCGCAUAUGGCCGACAACAUCGAUGCCGGACCCUGGGGCAACGUCUCCCGUUUUCUGAACCACUCGUGUGAUCCAAAUUGCGGGACAUACUACGUUUGGACCGAUGAGGUAUUCGAUGUACGUCGACCCGUCAUCUGCUUCUUCACCAGAAGAGAUGUAGCAGAGGGCGAGGAGCUCACCUUUGAGUAC